Thlaspi arvense is the source of this 2400-nucleotide messenger RNA. The record is from the annotation of a GenBank genome assembly. Lineage: Eukaryota; Viridiplantae; Streptophyta; Magnoliopsida; Brassicales; Brassicaceae.
UGUCAUCAAGCUCCACACUCAUUUUUAGCCUUCGUCUUCUUCUUCCUCUCGUUCAAAAACCAUAGAUCGAUCCGACGCUCUCUCAAACCUCAGUCUCCGUUGACUACUGAGACUCGCCCACUUCUUUAAUGAUGGCCGGAGGUCUCGUACGAUUGCUGGUUUUGAUUUCCGCUCUAGCAAUUUGCGGUGCUGCUUCCGUUUCUCAGCCGAUUUCAGACUCUCACCGAUCUGCGGCUCUGGAAGUCUUCGUGCCAGUCGAUGGAUCCUACAAAAGCUUGGAGGAGGCAUAUGAAGCAUUGAAGACUUUGGAGAUUCUUGGUGUUGAUAAAAAGUCUGAUCUAAGCUCUGCGACUUGUGAGAAUGUGGUUAAAGUUCUGGGGUCACCUUCUUCUACUCUGAAGGAUGCAUUCUACGCUUUGAAAGUUAAUGGGAUUCUAAAAUGCAAAACUGGAGAAGAUGUCCCCAAGGACAUUGUUUCUCAACUUCAAGCUGGCGUUAAAGAUGCGAAGUUAUUGCUUGACUUCUAUUAUUCUGUCGGAGGCUUGGUGCUUGUUAAGGAGCAAUUUUCUGGAACUGAUCUAAGUCUUGGAGAUGCCGAAGCCAUUUUCCGUUCCAUCAAGGCUUUUAGCCAUAGUGAUGGAAGAUGGCGCUACAGCUCCAACAAUGCGGAAUCAAGCACUUUUGCUGCUGGCUUAGGCUUGGAAACGCUUGCUGGAGUGAUUUCAUUAGCACCUUCAGAGAUUGAUCAAUCAUUGAUCCAGACAUUGAAGAGCGGUAUCGUGAAGCUUUUUGACAAUAUCAAAAAAUAUGACGACGGGACAUUUUACUUCGAUGAAAGCGAAGGCCCGAUCUCAACAACUGCAUCAGUAAUUAGAGGGCUCACGUCAUUUGCAGCUUCAGAUUCCUCAGGAUGGGACCUUCCAGGUAAUAAGAUAGUUGGUUUGGCCAAGUUCUUUCUUGGUGUUGGAACUCCCGGUGAUGCCAAGGAUUUCUUCAACCAAAUAGAUGCACUAGCUUGUUUGGAAGACAACAGGCAAUGCUACUUUCAUGCCCUCUUUAUGCAAUUUGUCUUUGGUUUACUUCAGUUCUCUGUUCCACUCAUCUUGUCUCUGCCAUUUACUGUCAUUUCAUUGACAAAGAAAGAGCCCCUGAAGGUUAAAGUAAGCACUGUACUCGGUUCUAAGGCACCAGCUCUUAGUGUGAAGCUCGUACAAGCUCUAAGUUCUGGAUCAAAGGGUUCUUCUGUAAUCAACAACCAGGAGCUUAAGUUUGACGCUGACAGUGCAACGUACUUCCUGGACUCAUUUCCCGAGAGCUUUGAUGUUGGAAAAUAUACAUUUGUAUUUCAGAUUUUGCUGGAUGAUUCGGCACAUGAAAAAAUAUACAUAACAGAAGCUCGAACAAAAGUGCCUAUUUCCGCCACAGGAGCUAUUAGCAUUGAGAAUGCAGAAAUUGCUGUACUUGACAGUGACAUUGGGAGUGUUGAAUCUCAGAAAAAGCUAGAUUUGACUAAAGAUGGAGGAGUAUCAUUAUCAGCAAACCACCUCCAAAAGCUACGCCUGUCCUUCCAGUUAACUACUCCACUUGGCCAUGAUUUUCUUGGAUUGGUUGAAAAGCUCUACUACCUCUCUGGUAAAUAUGAGAUCCAGCUAACAAUUGGAGAUGCUUCUAUGGAGAACUCUUUAUUGAGUAACAUUGGUCACAUUGAACUGGACCUACCAGAGCGUCCAGAGAAGGCACCUAGACCUCCUCCACAGUCCACUGACCUUUACUCAAGAUAUGGACCAAAAGAUGAAAUAUCACACAUCUUUAGGGUUCCUGAAAAGCUUCCAGCAAAGCAGCUUUCUCUAGUUUUCUUGGGUCUUAUCGUUCUCCCAUUCAUUGGUUUCUUGAUUGGGGUCACUUACGCUGUUGGGAGUGAACAUCAAGAGCUUCCCAUCAUCUGUUGGACCUGCAACAUUCUCUUUCCUUUUCCAUGGCGGAAUUGGAGCUGUUCUACUUCUCUACGUGCUUUUCUGGUUGAAGGCAAGCUUUCAAAACCGUUGGAUCUGUUCACGACUCUCAAGGGACUUUCAUUGUUGGGAGUGUUUCUGUUGUUCGUCGGACACAGAACACUCUCUCACCUCGCAUCAGCUUCGAACAAGUUGAAAUCUGCUUGAAGAAGUAACUCUCACUAUAAUGGAUCUCUUUUGGAUUCUGUGUUUCCAUGGAGCAGUUUUUUGUUUUUCAGUUUUGUAGUAUUUACUUAUAUAAUAGAUUAUGGCGAUACACAAUUCCAAAUGAUUUCAGAGUUUACGUACUCUCAGUUUAGUAUUAAAGUUAUCAACAAGAGUUUCUUUCUUUACCUUUUUCGAUGAACCGUAUUGCAGAACCAAUAAAAGAUCAAAUGACUUUCGUAAA